Messenger RNA from Pistacia vera, 1472 nucleotides. RefSeq names its product APO protein 3, mitochondrial-like. NCBI's taxonomy places the organism in Eukaryota, Viridiplantae, Streptophyta, Magnoliopsida, Sapindales, Anacardiaceae. The transcript is spliced from 2 exons. Bases 81 to 1361 code for a protein of 426 amino acids. Gene Ontology annotation, molecular function: RNA binding. The record is from RefSeq and is a predicted model, not a curated record.
UAAGAAUAUUGUUAUAGUUUACUGUUGAUAGUAUCAAACUCUUCCAUUUCCCUAGCAGCCAAACGGAGGUUCGAAAAGAAAUGCAAAGAAGGAUAUUAGUUCAAAUCUCUUACUCAAACAAACUGAACAACUUCCGAUUCACUAAAAACGCGUUUGCUUCAUACAAAACCCAAAACCUAAACCUUAGCGGAGAUGCAGAUGAUUCUCUGUACUCAGACGUACCGAAACCUCGCAGGGACAAAUCGGAGAGAAAGCCAUAUCCCACACCCAUGAAGGUGUUGAUACAGAGAGCUAAAGCGGAGAGAGAAGCUAGAAAAUCACAGCCUGUUCAGCUACUUGAACAUCCACCUGCCAACGGCUUAUUGGUCCCUGAACUUGUCCCCGUCGCUCACCAAGUCUAUUCAGCUUAUCAAUCUCUUCUCUCUGGUUUGUCAAAGCUCGUUAAAGUUAUUCCCUUUCAACGCUGUAGGUUCUGUUCUGAGGUUCACGUUGGUCAUGUGGGUCAUGAAAUACGAACCUGCGCUGGUCCAAAAAGCGGUUUUCGAAGUGCUACACAUGUUUGGAGAAAAGGGGGAGUUUGUGAUGUGGUGUUCUUCCCCGAGUGCUUCCAUCUCCAUGAUCGUGUUGGGAAGUCAAGAGUUGUUCAUUGCGAGAAGGAUAGUGUCCCAAGGCUACCUGCCAUUGUAGAGCUCUGUAUACAGGCCGGUGUAGACCUUGAAAGGUACCCUACAAAGAGAAGAACAAAACCUGUCUAUUCUAUUGAAGGAAGAAUUGUAGAUUUUGAUUCUGUGAUAGAGAAUGAUGAAACAGAAAGAAACUUAAUUUUAAAAGAUAAUCAUCAUAUAAAGCCUAAUUUUGGUGCUAAGAAUGAUGGAUCUGAAAGCAGUUCAAAUUUAGAGAAGAAAGGUGAUUGGGUGGAUCAAUCGAAUGAUCAAGAGGGGAAGGAUUUAAGAAAGUUGAGCAUUAGGACAAUGGACUCAUGGUUUGAAAUGAUAUCAGGAGUGAAGAAGAUCAUGGAGAAGUACAGUGUAUGGACCUGUGGAUAUUGUCCUGAGGUCCAGGUUGGUCCCAAGGGACACAAGUUAAGAAUGUGUAGAGCAUCAAAACACCAGUCUCGUAAUGGAUUGCAUGCAUGGCAGGAAGCAACGAUUGAUGAUCUUGUCGGUCCGAAUUAUGUCUGGCAUGUUCGAGAUCUUAAUGGUCCUGCUUUGGAGAACAACUUGAAGAGGUUUUAUGGCAAGGCCCCAGCUAUUGUAGAGCUGUGUGUGCAUGGUGGUGCUCCAGUUCCUGAUCAAUAUAGAAGUAUGAUGAGAUUAGAUGUGGUUCCUCCUCAACGUGAUGAAGUUGAUCUUGUUGCUUGAAAUGAUUUUCCUUUAAACCUGAUGUUUUAUAUAUCUUGACUAUUAGGCUCCUGAUGUUAACCUUUUUGAGGUUAUUGGAAAUAUUGCUUUAUAGGGUUAAGUUGAUUGUUA